Molecule: messenger RNA, 1174 nt
Organism: Annulohypoxylon truncatum
Lineage: Eukaryota; Fungi; Ascomycota; Sordariomycetes; Xylariales; Hypoxylaceae
Product: DUF1715-domain-containing protein
Exons: 1
Coding region: 177-848 (223 amino acids)
Source: RefSeq, a predicted model, not a curated record
AGCUUAGCUAGGCCCAACGGAGACAGCUUUAACAAAACAAAUACUCUUAAAAGUCCAUACCUUGAUCUAAACUAUUAUUUUUUUUGGUCUAGCGAAGGGUGAUUUCAGAUACCAAGUACCGGAUAUUAGAGCACAUAACACCCCCCACUCUUUCUAUAAAUACCCGUCUUUACACGAUGUCAUCAGACGACGACCCGUUUGAUGAUGUCCUCAACCUCGAGGAAAAGUACUAUAAAGAAGGUUAUGACGAAGGCCACAAGGACGGAGCCGAAGCCGGCCGGACCGAAGGCCGCUCCGUCGGUAUGAAGAAAGGAUUCGAGAAGUUUGUAGAGGCAGGUCGUCUACAAGGCAAAGCUAUAGUGUGGGCCAACCGAAUACCAAACUUGCGGAAACAGUCCGUACCUACCAGUAACUUGCAAAAAGAGUCAGAACGACAAACGUCGUCUCAAGACCCUUCGUCGAGCUCUCAAGGAGAGAAGAAACCGGAGCCUGAAUCUGAACCUGGAUCUGAGCCAAAGAAUGAGCCAAAGAAUGAGCCAAAGAAUGAGCCAGAGACACUACCUCCUCUUAGCAGCAACGCGCGACUAGAGAAAAACGUCACAAUGCUCUACGGUCUGGUAGAGCCCGGGACGCUUUCAACUAAGAACGACGAUGAAUCCGUCAACGAUUUUGAUAGUCGAAUGAAGGGUGCUCAAGGCAGGCUUAAGAUGAUCGAGCGUGCCGUUGGCGAGGGAACCAGUAAAGGAUCAGCGGGUAGAUUUCGACCAAGUCAGCCAGCUCAGAAAAAUGAGAACAUCGAGGAUAUUGGUGCGGUACCUCGGCGGAAAGGAACAGAGGAACAAAACUAAUUGUCAUGUAUCCCUACUUCAGAGGCAGGAAUUAGCAAGCGAUGUCCCCAUGUAGAUUACUUGUAACAUAUAUCGGUCUCCUCAGCACGUCACUAAAAACUAGGGAUAUGCUCUACUAAAAGCACUCGGUCAAAUUUGACAGUCGAGUUGACCAACGAGUUCAAGCGCCUCAUGUCAAUCCCGUGAAUGGUUUAAAUGAUUCAACCGCAAUGGAAUCUAGGAUUAGGGCUGUUCCGAUUUUGGCUCUAAUAAUAUGUAUGUAUGUACACUCGCCCCUUCGCACGCGUCUCCGUCUAUUUGAAAGUCCGGCAAGGGUAUCUGUAGUC